Molecule: messenger RNA, 2724 nt
Organism: Penicillium salamii
Lineage: Eukaryota; Fungi; Ascomycota; Eurotiomycetes; Eurotiales; Aspergillaceae
Source: the annotation of a GenBank genome assembly
AUGUCUCCCAUAAAAUCUGUUGUGCUCUGCACCUUGCUAUGGGCAUUUUCCGCUUUUGCCCUGGUUGCAAGAGAUCAAAAUGCAUACGAACAAUUUUCUCAAAGCCACACAGCUAUCAACAAGCGAGCAGACAGGGUUGAUUUGCGAAUUCUGCCUCUCGGAGCUUCUCUGACAUGGGGUCUUUACUCUGAAAGUAAAAAUGGAUAUCGCAAAUCUCUUCGUGAUGCAUUGCGAUUCGACGGAUGGGAGGUAGAUAUGGUGGGAAGCAUAUCCCACGGUACAAUGCUUGACAACAGCGUGGAGGCCAAAUCCGGAAACACGGUCGACCAAGUGAAAAAGGCCGUACAAAAUUCGUUAAAGUAUCGGCCCAACGUGGUGCUCAUCAAUGCCGGCACAAAUGAUUGUCGUUUGGAAGACGCACUCAUCCCAACAACUGGAGAACGGAUGAGGUCUUUGAUCAACACCCUAAUCCAGGCAGAUGGAAUGGAAGAAACGACUAUUGUUCUUUCUACUCUCAUCCCAUCCGAUAACACGAAAAUCAACCAAAACAAGCCUAGCAUCAACAAUCAGUACCGCGACCUGGCUGUUCAGAUGCGAAAAGAGGGGGUAUCUAUAGUGCUUGCUGAGAUGGACCCUGUGGAACCGGACCCUGGCCAUAACUGGAUCGAAUACCCUACCGACUUUUACCAUCCUGAUUUGGGCCGGGUUGAUGACACACACCCCAAUGACCAUGGAUACGCUAAGAUGGCAUAUGUGUGGCAGAAGGCCAUUGAGGAGGCCGAAAAGCUCGGCCUUUUGAAGCCGGCAAGUGAACUCGAUGAAAAUGUCUUGACCUGCACAAAGACGUAUGGUGAUGGUGAAUACGCCGGUGGUCUAACGCAACGUGGGAGUGGUGAGGAUGAUGGCAUUUACUACCAUUCAAGCGACUCAAAGGGAACAGUUCUUUCUGUGGUUAGUGAGUUUGACCAGAAUCAGUGGUUCUUUGCCAGACUAUUUCGACGUGAUCGGGAUGAUCUCCUUGGAUGGUUCGAGAAGAGCGACGGGUCUAUUGCCUAUGGCACUUGGAGAAACACCGGCAAAGACUCGGACAGGUUUGUCAAGAUUGCCGACACAUCUGUUGAUGACAACUGUGUCCAAGCGGGUGUCAACUUUAUCGAUAUCAACGGCGAUGGACUGGAUGAUUUUGUCUGCAUCGCAAAGGAUGGAACUGCUUAUGCCUCCGUGAACAAGGGCGAUGGCACGGAUUCCAAACCACCCACCUUCAAAUCCAUCGGAAAGAUCAAAACCAGCGAAGGCUCCCCCCAAGCGCGUGUCCGAUUGGCCGAUAUUGACGGCGAUGGCCGCGCCGACUAUUGUGUUCUCGCAGAUAACGGUGAUAUUACUUGCUGGCGCAACGGAUGGAUCAACGACGUUCCUAAAUACUGGCAGCCACUGGGAAAGCGCUUCUCCGGUAAAGACAUGGGUGACAUAACCGGCGUGCGAUUUGAAGAUAUCAACGGCGACGGACGAGACGACUGGCUCUGGCUCGAUGACAUCGGCAAGACCUAUACAUACACCAACUCACGCAGCUGCCAAAAGGGAAAGGAGGGCGAUGGUCUCAACGUUGCAUGGCGCCAGGGUUUCCAGAAAGGAGCUGACUCCGGUCCCACCCAUGCUGGAAUGACUGCUUUCGGUGACGACGGACUGCGCAAGCGGGUUCAUUUCGCUCGUAUCUUCGGGGAAGCCCAGGACUUUGGUCUUCUGGGCAGACAGGAUUAUGUCUUCAUGGAACACGUCAAAGAGGAUGGGAAGCACCGCUUCAACAUGCGGGUUUGGAAGAACACCGGCAGCGGCUCCACCAAAUUGCGCGCCGAUGGCAACGCUUACUGCAACAUGAUGGGCCAUGACAAUGGUAUGAUGGACUAUGUCUGGAUUUUGUCAAAGGGUUCCAUGCGAAUUUAUGAGAAUCAAGGCAUGACAUCUGUUGAAGAUGGCGGCCCUGACUUCUGGGGCAAAAAUUACCAAAUCUUUGACCCAAAUGAACAAAGCAUUGGCAAAAACCUGGAUCGCCGAGAUCUUCAUCUUGCCGACUGGGAUGGUGAUGGUGCUUGUGACAUUAUUUGGACUGAUCCCGACAACGACAAUCGUGUGAAAUUGUGGCGCAACCGCAUCAAGGAAACGGGAGACUUCAACUGGGAAUAUGAUUCCAACCCAGCACCCGAUCUUCACUGCUCUGAAAAACGCGGCUUGGGGCUCUUUGACCGUCCUGUUCACUUCGCAGAUGUCUCGGGUAACGGCAAGGCGGACUAUCUCUGCGUGGAGAAGGACGGUCGCUCUUCGGGAUACGUCCACCGUGACAGUAAAUGGGACCGCAUCGACCAAUUCAAGUUUUCCGAGGACCGAGAUCGUGCAAACCUCCAGUGGGCCGAUGUGAAUGGCGAUGGCAAGGCGGACAUGAUCUACACAAACAAGUUCAGCGGCAACGGCACCGUUUGGAUUAACCAGGGUGAGGAAAGUGGCGGUGGCUCCCAAUAUCAGUGGGAUAACAUCGGUGUCGUGUACCAAGGUGCCCAGGCCGGGUCGUGCACAUACUUCCCUGAUUUGAAUGGAGAUGGCCGGGCAGACAUGCAUGCCAUCAAGUAUUCCUUCAUCAACAGUGCUGAAACUUGGUUCAGUCCAUCAUGUAACAGGCACGGAGAUGACGGACCGCUGUCAGACCCAAAUCUUCCUGUGAUGCCUUCUUGA